Molecule: messenger RNA, 1368 nt
Organism: Candidula unifasciata
Lineage: Eukaryota; Metazoa; Mollusca; Gastropoda; Stylommatophora; Geomitridae
Source: the annotation of a GenBank genome assembly
AAAAUGGCGGCAUUUACGGAGAAUGUUGUAAAGGUAGCCGGAAUUGCGGCUGCGCUUCCAUUUGUAGCCGUGGCGGCUGGUUUCAGACUGCGCUUUGUUCAAGCCAAAGAAGCCAACGGUUCUGGAGUCAGACGGGUGUACAGAGUCUGUGACCUGCCGGCAUACUCUGGGGCUGACACGGGAGACUUAAAGUGCGAUGGCGGCACCUCUUACCCAAGAAAUUCCCUUGAAGCAGGGAUUAGCACUGCUCGUCAGACAUUACAGGAAGUCUUUGGACAAUUUGUGCAUGUUGUUGACAACUCAAUGAAAAUUACAGCGAAAACUUCAGUGGCCACUUCCAUAGCUACAUACAGGUACCUGCGAGACAACACAGAAGAGUUGUCUCGGGCUGCUGUAGUGGCAGGCGCCGGCGUCGGUGGAUUCUUGUUUGCAAAUAAAAGUAAUCCAUGGAGAAGAUCAUUCUACGGAUUUAUGGCAGCGGUGCCCUGUGCUAUCGUGUGCUACCCCAGCAAAUUAAUGCAGCUGUUCCAACCAGCCAGUGACUACCUCAGAGAUGCCUGGGAGAAAGAUCUGCGGAACCAUCUAGAACAGAAAUACAGCCUGGGUGAACAGUGGCAAGUCGGCAAGAUUCCAAGGCUUCAAACAAGCGACAACUUUGAUACCAUCAGUCUAUCAGACUUCUAUGAACCAGACACUGAGAAAUUGAGAACCAUUGAUCUUUGCCGCGCAGAUACCGUUCAGCAGCAGGUCAGCACAGCUGAACUGUGUCAUGCAGAAACAAUCAGCACAGUUGACAACGUUGACAAGCUCAGCACAGGUGACUUUAACACCGGAGAACUUGUGGAAAAGCCCAACACAGACGUCGCUUUGAUUGAAGAACAAGUGGGAAAACUGAACACAGGUGAUUUGAUCACUGCAGAACAUGCGGACAACCCGAGCACAGGUGAUUUGAUCACUGCAGAACAUGCGGACAACCUAAGCACAAGAGACUUUUCUACUGUAAAACAUGUAGAGAUGCAAAGCACAGGCAACUGUUCUACUAGAGAACAGGCUGAAAACCUGAGCACAGGCGACUUUUCUCCUACAGAACAUGUGGAAAUGCCCAGCUCAGCUGAUAUCAGCAAUGCAGGAAUCACAGAAAAGCUUGCUGAAGUUGACGUUGCAAAAAACAUUGAAAAGCCUAGUUCUGAGGACUGCAAUGCUCAAGUUUUAGGUGAGCUUAGCCACGAGUACGGUAAUGCAGAAGGCAAACAGAAACACUGGAUGGUAGAAAAUUGUUGUUUGAAAGAUACGGAGAAGACAGCUAAAGGAAGCACUGACCAGUCAAAUCCCGAUGAUAAAGACAUGUACAGCACCCGGUCAUCAUAA